Molecule: messenger RNA, 621 nt
Organism: Malassezia vespertilionis
Lineage: Eukaryota; Fungi; Basidiomycota; Malasseziomycetes; Malasseziales; Malasseziaceae
Gene: HIS3
Product: imidazoleglycerol-phosphate dehydratase
Exons: 2
Coding region: 1-621 (206 amino acids)
Biological process (GO): L-histidine biosynthetic process
Molecular function (GO): imidazoleglycerol-phosphate dehydratase activity
Source: RefSeq, a predicted model, not a curated record
AUGGCGACACUCACUCCCGAGACGGUGCGUCGGGCGACGGUCCAGCGCGACACGAACGAAACCAAAAUCAAAAUAGCGCUUGCGCUGGAUGUGCACCCCGAAAUCGCGCCGCAAAAGAUCCACGUCGCGACCGGCAUUGGCUUUUUGGACCAUAUGUUCCAUGCGCUUGCAAAGCACGGCGGCAUGUCGCUCGAAAUGGAGUGUACUGGCGACCUGUGGAUUGACGACCAUCACACCGCAGAAGACUGUGCGAUUGCGCUCGGCGCAGCAUUCAAGCAGGCGCUAGGCCCGAUCAAGGGUGUGCGCCGCUACGGCACGGGUUUUGCGCCGCUUGACGAGGCGCUCGCGCGCUGCGUCGUGGAUUUGUCUUCGCGGCCAUACAGCCACUGCGAGCUCGGGCUUGUGCGCGAAAAGGUUGGCGAUCUCAGCUGCGAGAUGGUCCCGCACAUUUUCUACAGUUUCGCCAUGGCGUCUGGCGUGACGAUCCACGUUGACCUGUUGCACGGGGAGAACGACCACCACAAGAUCGAGUGUGCAUUUAAGGCUACUGCACUGGCGCUGCGCGAAGCGCUGACACGCACGGGCUUUGACGAGGUGCCCAGCACAAAAGGUGUUCUAUAG